AUGAGCGAAUGCACGGGAGAGAUUAAGCACCUCAACAAAAGUGGUAACAAUUUGUACAACUUCAAAGACCUCUUGGAGCUAUGCUCCGGGCCCGUGAUCCAAUUUCCCGCAUGGCACGCAAAAUACUUCAACCAAGAUGUGGAGAAGAUCGCAGAAGCAGCAUUUGCCGAGGUCUAUAGAUUUUGCGUCUGUGAUACAGGGCCCAGGGACGACAAGUUCGAGCGAUCAGCGCUCAAGAUCAUUCCUUUGAGAUCUGUUCCGCAUAUAAGUCGGACGAGUCCACAGGGACAAAAUGAAGUUAUUUUGGGCCAGUCAAUGAUGAGCGAUGUUCAAAGCGUGACCAAAGAAAUCAGAACCAUGCAAGCUCUAAGCCCAGUCAGCGGCUUCACGCAACUGAGGGAUGUGCGAGUCAUCCAAGGUCGACCAACGUUGGCAUUCGUUAACGCACACAGAUCGUGGGACCGCAAGCAAAAAGCAUGUGGCAAAACCCCGAGCUUGUUCCCCGACCCGGCGUGCGAGGCAAGCUAUUCAGAUCUUCAGCUAUGGGCCGUACUAGAAAUGGAGUAUGCCGGUCACAAUCUUGAAGAAGCCAUCAAUAACGGGGAGUGUGACACGGUCUGCGUGAUCUGGGACGUGUUUUGGCAGAUCUGUCAGUCUGUCGCGAGAGCCGAACAGUCGUGCGAUUUCGAGCAUCGAGACCUACACCCUGGCAACAUCUGCAUCCAGCCACGUGCACUACAUUCCUACGUGACUCCAUUACGAACGACUAUCAUUGACUAUGGACUAUCCCGGUGCACAUUGCCCAAUGGAGACAUCAUCUCUCAUGAUCUGAGCAAGGUUACUGGUCUCUUUGAUGGCGAUGGUACGAGGGCCUAUCAGUACGACAUCUAUCGCUACAUGCGUUGCUUGAUUCUGGGAAACGCCACCGAUGAUAGGCAAGACUCGGAGAUGACGUGGCGCACCUAUCGACCGGAGUCUAACCUGCUCUGGCUACACUUAAUCUUGACGUUGCUCAUGCAACGAUUACCAGCAACAGACGCUAACUCUCCGUAUGUGAUGAGGACCUACACCAAAAAUACCAACGAGAUGCGGGGCAUUUUGUGGCAAGUGCAUGAAGUAUUGCAACCGUGGCAAAUGAGAGAGAUGUCGUCUGCGAGCGAUCUUAUGGAGAAGGCCAUGAGCGAGAAUUGGCUAGACCUUGAAUACGUAGGCGACAUGCCACUUGUAGCCCCGUGGUAG
This is a messenger RNA of Zasmidium cellare ATCC 36951, 1239 nucleotides long. RefSeq lists its product as uncharacterized. Lineage: Eukaryota; Fungi; Ascomycota; Dothideomycetes; Mycosphaerellales; Mycosphaerellaceae. Gene Ontology annotation, cellular component: nucleus; cytoplasm. The record is from RefSeq and is a predicted model, not a curated record. Gene Ontology annotation, molecular function: histone H3T3 kinase activity; ATP binding. Gene Ontology annotation, biological process: protein phosphorylation; intracellular signal transduction; mitotic cell cycle. The transcript has a single exon. The coding region runs from base 1 to 1239 and encodes 412 amino acids.